CUUCCAAGGCGACAGCAACAUCUACUUGGUGGCAACUUUUGGCCUCAUUUAUGAGUGGGGCCAUGGAAAGAAUUGAUGUGCCCCCUGCGGGCCCCAUGGAUCUGCCGCUGUCCCUGUUGGAAAUGGGAUGUUCAGGCAGGUUUGAGCUCAUCACACACCCAAUGCCUGGCCAGCCUUUACCCCCACAGAGCACGCUCCCUCAUGGGCUUCCUCCCACCAGCCUGAACCUGGAGACAGAAGUAGAGAAACAGUUUUUACGGGACCCUGCAUGGCUUCCUAUACACGACACAGACUUUGCCUUCCAGAAGUUUCUCAAGGUGAGUCAGAGAAACGUUAGCGUCGACUCUCUGCUGAAUUGCGCUCCGUCUCCGCUUCACUCUGGGCUUUCUGUCGUCAGAGAUCCAACCACAGGGAUGCUACUGGACUUCACAGAGGUGUUACUGGAGAACACUGGCCUGUCAGCAAAGAACUCGCUGUCGUUACAACGGCAGCCUGGACCUCCUUCAGAGAGCAUUCGAGGGAGCAACACCAACUACCCCUUCCGUCCUGGAGGAAUGGAGGAACUCACUCUGGACCAAAUCAAAAAGAAAUCUGAACUGGAGGAGGAAAUAGACUUUGAAAAUGAUUUACUGAGAGUCCCUCCUGGACUUAAAGCUGGGAUGGACUUCACUGACAAAGAUGCCAAAGUAGCAAAGGCAGAGGUCAAUCUUAUGUCGCUCCUGUCUUCGAUGGACAAGACUGAUUUGCAGCCUGAGGAGGAGGAGAAGGAGGAAAGCAAAGAAAAGAAAGAGGCACCCAAACUACCCAGAACAAACAGUCUGGAAGACCUGGGCAUCAAGGAUGCUGUAUCAUCCUCGUCUCCUGCAGAGAAAGGAAAAGACGAGAAAUCGAAGCCAAAAGAGAACCCAGAGGAAAACAAGAAGUGGGCCAUUCCUGUGAACAUAACUUCACCCUGUGAGGAUUUCUAUAAGCGUAUCCCCAACCCAGCGUUCAAGUGGCCGUUUGAGCUGGAUGUUUUCCAGAAACAGGCUGUGCUGAGGCUGGAGGCUCAUGACUCUGUGUUUGUAGCCGCACACACAUCAGCAGGCAAAACAGUGGUGGCCGAGUAUGCCAUCGCUCUCUCGCAGAAACAUAUGACAAGAACCAUCUACACUUCUCCUAUCAAGGCUUUGUCCAAUCAGAAGUUCAGAGACUUUAAAAACACAUUCGGGGACGUUGGACUCCUGACAGGCGACGUCCAGCUCAGUCCUGAAUCUUCUUGUCUCAUCAUGACCACAGAGAUCCUCAGGUCGAUGCUUUACAACGGCUCAGAGGUCAUCAGAGACUUGGAGUGGGUGAUCUUCGACGAGGUUCACUACAUCAACGACGCUGAGAGAGGGGUCGUGUGGGAGGAGGUUCUCAUUAUGCUUCCCGAUCACGUCAGUAUCAUCCUCCUUAGCGCCACGGUGCCAAACGCUCUGGAGUUUAGCGAGUGGAUCGGUCGUAUUAAGAAGAGGCAUAUUUACGUGAUCAGCACAAUGAAGAGACCUGUGCCUUUGGAGCAUCAUCUGUACACUGGAAACAGCACCAAGACUCAAAAGGAGAUGUUCCUGCUGGUGGACGCUGCAGGAAACUUCCUCACUAAAGGGUACUACGCAGCCGUCGAUGCCAAGAAGGAGCGCACCAGCAAACAUGCCCAAUCAUUUGGCACGAAAAACACCUCUCAAAACACCUCUUCCAGUCAGGACCGAGCAGUGUGGCUCACCCUCCUGCACUUCCUGUCCCAGCGGCAGCAGACCCCGGUGGUGGCCUUCACCUUCUCUCGGACGCGCUGUGACGAGAACGCCCGCUCGCUGGACUCCAUGGACAUGACGACCUCCAUAGAGAAGGCCGAGAUCCACUCAUUCUUCCAGAAGAGCCUCAGUCGGCUUCGAGGGGGAGACCGGCAGCUGCCACAGAUCUUGGUCAUGAGAGACUUGUUGAAAAGAGGAAUCGCCGUCCAUCAUAGCGGGAUCCUGCCGAUCCUGAAGGAGGUCAUCGAGAUGCUUUUCUCACGAGGUCUUGUAAAGGUGCUGUUUGCCACCGAGACGUUUGCAAUGGGAGUGAACAUGCCCGCCAGGACCGUGGUGUUCGACAGCAUCAGGAAACACGACGGGACUGGCUUUAGAAAUCUGCUGCCAGGGGAAUAUAUUCAGAUGGCGGGCAGAGCGGGCAGGAGAGGCCUGGAUGCCACCGGCACGGUCAUCAUCCUGUGCAAGGCCGGUGUUCACGAGAUGGCAGAUCUGCACGUCAUGAUGCUGGGCAAACCCACCAUCCUCCACUCCCAGUUCAGACUCACCUACACUAUGAUCCUCAACCUGCUGCGAGUCGAAGCUCUCCGAGUGACCGACAUGAUGAGGAGGAGCUUUUCUGAAAGCCACAGAGACACUCAGGCACAUGAGAAGAAAAUCAGCCAGCUGAAGCAGACGUUGUCGUCUCUGCCUCCUCUGGACACAGAUGGCCAGCUGUCCGACAUGCUGCCGUACUACCACACCAUUACCGAGCUGCGAACUACCACAGAGGCCCUGCAGCGCGCCAUUCUGGAGUCUGUGAAUGGACUGAAAGCUCUGUCUGUGGGUCGAGUCAUCGUGAUUAACAACAAACAGCAUCUCAACGCUUUAGGAGUUAUCCUGCAGGUGUCCAACGACUCUCUGAACCGCACCUUCACAGCUCUUAUUAUCUGCGAGAAGGGCAAUGAGGAAAAAGACGGACAAGGCAAUGACAUCGCCACUUUUCCUCACCUCUACAACACGGCUCUGUUCAUACCUGAGGGCCCUUGCAGCCACACCGUGCAGAAGUUGAAGCUUCAGGAAGUCACAGCCAUCACAGUGAAAACCCUCAAAGUGAUUCCAGACAGGAUCAUCGAUAACUACAACAAGAGGCAACAGCCACGAUUCAAGCAUGACCCUCCCGGCCAAGCCAUCUCCACGGCGACACAAGAGCUCCUGCGAUUGGCCGAAGCCAACCCUGGCGGCAUGGCAACCCUCGAUCCCGUGAACGACCUCCAGCUGAAGAGUGUCGAUGUGGUGGAGGGCUCCAUGAGGUGCCGCGUGCUGCAGGACAGCCUCAGGGAGUUCAGCUGCAUCCACUCGCCCACCUUCGCAGAGCAGUUUGCCCGGGUUCAGGAGAGGAUGAGUGUUCAGGAGGAGCUGGACCGGCUGCUGUUCCUGGUGUCGGAUCAGUCGCUGACUCUGCUGCCUGAAUACCACCAAAGGAUCAAGGUCCUUCAGUCUCUGCAGUACAUCGACAGCAGUGGAGCCGUGCAGCUCAAAGGCCGAGUAGCUUGUCAGAUCAGCAGCCACGAGCUGCUGCUUACCGAGCUGCUGUUCGAGAACGUCCUGAGUCCACUGGCACCGGAGGAGAGUGCCGCCCUGCUGUCCUGUUUGGUCUUUACUCAGAACACACAAGUGGAGCCGCACAUCACUAACACGCUGCAGGAGGGCAUUGAUAAGGUAUUGUCAGUCGCCAAGCGAAUCGGGGAGCUGCAGCGGGAGUGUGAAAUACCUCAGACCGCUGAGGAGUUUGUGGGCCAGUUCAAGUUUGGUCUGACGGAGGUGGUGUACUGCUGGGCCAGAGGCAUGCCCUUCGCAGAGAUCGCCCAGCUGACUGACGUCCAGGAGGGGACGGUGGUCCGCUGCAUCCAGCGCCUGGACGAGGUGCUGAAGGAGGUGCGUCAGGCCGCCCGCAUCGUGGGAGACUCCGUCCUGGGCAGCAAGAUGGAGAAGGCGUCCCUGUCCAUCCGCAGGGACAUCGUCUUCACCGCCUCCCUCUACACCCACUGAAGUGUUUCUUUGUGUGCAAAGUGUGAGACAAAUGGAGGAGCAUCUGGGGAAGGUUGGAGGUGUGAUGUUUACAUGAAGAAGGGACUGAUUUUAACCAACAGACCAAAUGAACAUGGAAAAUGUGGAUUGUAAUUUAUUGUACAGUAAUAAAAUCUGUAUUCAGAAA
Stegastes partitus (bicolor damselfish) is the source of this 3966-nucleotide messenger RNA. Its product is annotated as helicase SKI2W. Gene Ontology annotation, biological process: nuclear-transcribed mRNA catabolic process, 3'-5' exonucleolytic nonsense-mediated decay. Bases 51 to 3800 code for a protein of 1249 amino acids. Gene Ontology annotation, cellular component: Ski complex. The transcript has 29 exons. Lineage: Eukaryota; Metazoa; Chordata; Actinopteri; Pomacentridae. The record is from RefSeq and is a predicted model, not a curated record. Gene Ontology annotation, molecular function: ATP binding; RNA helicase activity; RNA binding.